UUUUCCACAUUCCAGGGCUUAUAUAAAUCCACGUCUUUCCGUGCACCGGGCGCCAUGGAAAAGACGUUGCGACAAUGGCUGGACAGGGACUGGCUCUGCUGGGGCCUUGGGCCUUACAUCGCAGUGAACCUGGGCUAUUUCGGCACCAGCGCUCUUCUGGAAGGCUUGAUCUGGAGUGGCACCGUGAAGCACGGCUUCAUCGAGUAUGGCGAGGAUUCCCGUGAAGAGGCGUUGUCCAAACAGACCUUGCCUUUCUGGACUCAGCUACGCGUGGCGACCUGGAACAUUAUGGGACCAAUGGCCCUGUUCAACGUGGCUGUCACCGCUGUCACCUUGCCACGCCUCAUCCGCAGCGGUGCAGAUGCGGCGCUGCUACCGACGUCGCGGCGCUUUCUGGAACACUUCGUGGCGAUGGAACUCAUCGGCGACUUUUUUCUCUACGUUGGCCAUCGAAUUCUGCACGAGUGGCUCUGGGACUACCACAAAUUCCACCACUCCAUCAGCACUCCAACGCCCGUCAGCACUGCCUGUAUUGAUCCACUGGAUGCGACAGUUCAAGCUGGCUUGCCCCGCCUUGCUGCGGCCGUGAUGACCCAACCGCACCCCCUGACCUUCUGCGCCUAUCUGAUGGCCAGCGUGGCUGAGAAUGUUCUGAAUCACAGCGGGUUGGACCACUGGUUCACGAAUUUGCUGUUUCUCAAGAUGUUGCCCUUUCGUGCGAGUGUGGCAGUCCACGACGCGCAUCACAAAUAUUCCAACUAUCCGAAGAAUGCCAAGAACUUUGGAGAGAACUUCUGGCUUUGGGAUUGGGCCUUUGGAAGCCUUGGAAAAGUGGGAGAAGCAACUCGCCACCGCUGUGAAACGGAGCGACUGGCGAAGAUCUGCAGGUAGCAUCACCAGUGAACAGCACGAAAGUCAUGAGGUG
This is a messenger RNA of Cladocopium goreaui, 925 nucleotides long. The record is from the annotation of a GenBank genome assembly. NCBI's taxonomy places the organism in Eukaryota, Dinophyceae, Suessiales, Symbiodiniaceae.